This is a messenger RNA of Boleophthalmus pectinirostris (great blue-spotted mudskipper), 5380 nucleotides long. RefSeq names its product regulator of G protein signaling 12b (gene rgs12b). Gene Ontology annotation, molecular function: protein binding; GTPase activator activity. Gene Ontology annotation, biological process: signal transduction. Bases 235 to 5124 code for a protein of 1629 amino acids. The record is from RefSeq and is a predicted model, not a curated record. NCBI's taxonomy places the organism in Eukaryota, Metazoa, Chordata, Actinopteri, Gobiiformes, Gobiidae. The transcript is spliced from 20 exons.
AUGCUAGAGGCGGGACUAAGAUAUUAGCACUGUUGGUUGCGCGUAGUGAAGCACACUGUUGGCUUGUAAGGAUGGACACCAGGAUGUUACUCGUAUCUCAUCAACGCAAGAAUUACGGCUGAGAUUUUCACUUCAGCUGUACUAUUUUCUUCAGCUCUCAGUUGUCAAAGAUCUGGAUAUGAUGUGAGGACAUGUCUUGACAGAAGUAUAUAUAGUAUCAUAACAUUUGGCACAAUGUUUAGACAAAUGGACACAUCAUCUAAGAGGCGUGGGUUCAACCUGCCUCCUGCGUGUCAGCAGGGGCGUAUCCGGGCUGUAGAGGUAGCCAGAGGAAGAACUGGAUAUGGAUUUACUCUGUCAGGACAAAGUCCCUGUGUCCUUAGCUGUAUUCUUAAGGGCAGCCCAGCAGACUAUGUGGGACUGCGAUCGGGGGACUACAUUCUUUCUGUAAAUGACAUCAAUGUUUCUAAAGCUUCCCAUGAAGACGUAGUCAAACUCAUUGGCCGUUGUUCUGGUGUUUUGAAGUUGGUUAUUGCUGAGGGGGAAAGACCAAAACGACACCAUCACCAACGUAAUGCAGGUAGCCGGCAUCACAGCAGCAAUAAUGUGGCAGCAGCUUUUGUGGACUCCUGCUCCAGUGAUGAUGAGUUGGACUAUUUCUAUGAUAACAGCAUAAACAACAAUAACAAUAGUAGCAGGGCUGGGGCCAGAGCUGGUUGGUACAAGCCCAAAAUGGAUGCAAAAACUAUGGGCAUAAACAGAGCAGAGAAGGUAGUAGCUGAACUGCAAUCUGGGGGUAUUUUCAACAUGAUUUUUGAAAAUUCCAGCCACUCAUCCAGCAGUUCAGACAAAGAGAGGGUCACAUCCGUAUCCAAACCACGUCCACUCUCUGAUCUGGAGUAUCCCCCUUAUUGCCCACGUUCCCAUAGCAACCCAAACUUACUGUCUGAGGAGGAGAUGGCCCAGGUUGUCAAUGAUGAGGCCUUUUUUCUGGACACAGACUUCAGACAUCUUCACCUCCAUCAGCAAGAGGGGGAUGUGGGAAAUGGAGGGGACUUGGGCAUAGAGUCAAAUGAGGGCAUCCUAAAUGUAGGGAUGAUUGUUGGAUAUCUUGGAUCCAUUGAGCUAGCUUCCACAGGAGCUAGUUUAGAGAAUGACAGUUUACAGGCCAUCAGAGGGAGCAUGAGGCGACUUCGAGCUGAGCAAAAGAUCCACUCUUUGGUAAUGAUGAAGGUCAUGCAUGACAGUGUCCGUCUGUGCAGUGACAGGAAGCAGAUCUUGGCCAUGUAUCCCGCAGAAAAACUGGCCUUCAGUGCGUGUUGUCCAGAUGACCGUAGAUUCUUUGGGCUGGUCACAAUGCAGGCCUCAGACGACCAGGAUGACCGAUACUUUAACACUAACAGAGAUGAUGAGAGUGGUUUAAGAACAUCUUGCCAUGUUUUUAUUGUGGAUCCAGAGCUCUGCCAGCACCAGGUUCACCUGAGUAUUGCAUGCAGGUUUGGCUUUGAGUGCACCCCAGACCCUGACACAGGGGGCUGCCUUGAAUUUCCUCCCAGCUCUCAGCCUCUUCUGCAGUUUGUUUCUGUGCUGUAUCGAGACAUGGGUGACAAUAUUGAAGGUGUGAGGGCGCGGGCCUUUCAGGAUCCUGACAAUGACGCCCAACAAAACCACAGCACAAGCAGCAACAGUGACAGUGGCAUUGGCAAUUUUCUACCUGAGGAAAAGAGCAACAGGGUGCUCUUAGUCGACCUUGGCGGACCUCCUGCUAACAACUAUGUCCCAGGACCCCGUCACUGGGACAGCCCCCCGUCAUCUCAGCAGGCCUGGAGCCCGACCCUCGGAACAACGGCACACCCCCCUCCACCCCCUCCUGUGGCUCUGAGGAAUGGUCACUAUCGCCAUGACUCCCACCUGGCCGACCUCCCUCACCCGCUGCCCCUGUCGCACCAUGAAAUGCCCCGAAGAGGGGUCCACCCACAUCACUUUUCCCCAGGGAUACGUGGAGGAGCAGUGGGAGGAGCUAUGGGAGGGGCGGAGCCUCAACGAUGGCUACCAGUCCAUGUGCUGAGAGACUGGAGGCAACAGCACCACCUCGGCCUGAGCAGUGACCAGGAGUCCUACGCAGAGUCCACGGACGGAUGGUCUUCAGCCAAUUGCAGCACCCUGCCCCCACCCAUGAGUAAAAUCCCAGCUGACCGCUACAGAGCCCCACUGGCCCCUGGGGACCACCUGCCACCUCCGCCUCCCCCUCCACAGACUCACAGCCACCGGCUGGCUGCUCAGAAAGAUGAGUGGGCUAAGAAACUGUUUGGUGACAGAGACAGACCUACGGCUGACAGAGGGGACAGAGAUAAGAAGCGAGGAAAUACCAAGGAAGGAGAGAAAAAGGGGAGUCGAUUUCGUGGCCUGACCAUGGGUUUUCCUCCUCUGCCCCAGCGUUCCUCUGCCCGCCGCUCCUUUGGCCGCUCCAAACGCCUCAGCCUGGCCCGCUCGCUGGAUGACCUGGAGUCUGCUGCAGUUUCCGAUGGAGAGCUGAACAGUGUGGAGCUGCAGGGCUGCAGUAGUGACAACAGUCUGAACAGUAAUGCCAGUCUGCCCAGCGUCCAGAGCCACCGGCGCCACACUGACCGCAGAGUGGCGAGCUGGGCCGUGUGCUUCGAGAGACUGCUGCAGGACCCCGUGGGAGUGCGAUACUUUUCGGAGUUCCUAAAGAAAGAGUUUAGUGAAGAGAACAUCUUGUUCUGGCAGGCCUGUGAGUUCUUCAGUCAUGUCCCUGAGAAUGACAAGAAGCAGCUGUCUCAGCGUGCACGAGAGAUCUACAACAGCUUCCUGUCGAGUAAAGCCACGACUCCAGUGAACAUCGAUAGUCAGGCUCAGCUUGCCGAUGACAUCCUCAAUGCCCCGCGCCCCGACAUGUUCAAGGAGCAACAACUGCAGAUAUUUAAUCUAAUGAAGUUUGACAGCUACACCCGGUUCCUGAAGUCCUUGCUCUAUCAGGAGUGUAUGCUAGCGGAGGUGGAGGGCAGGCCCCUACCAGACCCCUAUCACAUCCCCAGCAGCCCCACGUCGAAGCACAGCACCACAGGAUCGGACCGCUCUAACCUCUCCACCCCCAAGAAGGAGGACAAAAAGAGCAAGUCAGGCCGCUCUCUGAACGAGGACAGCCGCGAUGAUGGAGCAGACAGGAAGAAGGGCAUGUUCUUCUCCUGGUCACGCAACAGGAGCUUUGGAAAAGGCCCAAAGAAACGGGAGCUGGCCGAUCUCAACUACAAUUAUUCUGGGAGCAAUGGACGGCGAGAAUCUCAGGGCUCUCUUUCAUCAGGAACAAGUUUAGAGCUUGGGACAUCGGGAUCAGGAAAAAAUGAGGUGGAUACGUCUCGUGGUGCAGAGAGAGGAGGAAGCAGCGCCCCCUUGAGGCAGUGUAACAUAAGCCUGCCUGACGGCUCAUGUUGCUCUGUGCCCCUGAGAUCUGGAGUGUCUAUCAGAGAUCUGAUGCUGGGACUCUGUGAGAAGCUUUGCAUCAACCUGGCAGCUAUAGACCUCUUUCUGGUGGGAGGGGAAAAGCCAUUGGUUUUGGACCAAGAUUGUAUGACCCUGUGCUCUCGAGACCUCCGCUUAGAGAAACGCACUCUUUUCAGACUUGAUUUAGUCCCCAUUAACCGUUCAGUGGGAUUGAAGGCAAAGCCCACCAAACCAGUGACUGAGGUCCUCAGGCCUGUGGUGGCCAAAUACGGCCUACACCUCUCAGACUUAGUUGCACAUAUUAGUGGGGAGUCAGAGCCGUUAGAUUUAGGUCUUCCUAUUUCCAAUCUUGAUGGACUACGGGUGGUAUUAGAUGUAGCAGAUCAAUUUCCUGGGAAAGAUAAGCAAAAAGUAGGGCCUUCUAAGAGCCAUGCCCCUGCCUCAACAAGCAGAAAUCAAUCAACAACAGGGGAGGACAGGCCUUCAGGGAAAGCCGGUUCAGCCCAUUCCCAUGGGGAGAACGGCAAAGCUCGGCCAAGCUCUGAUACAAGCAGCCAGCCUUUACCCAACCACUCUGUCUCUCUCCUUAAGGCUCCGGAGAAAAGAAAGCAGAAAAAGAUUAAUAUAGACGAAGCUGAAGAGUUCUUCGACCUCAUAUCCAAAGCUCAGAGUAACCGAGCAGACGACCAGCGAGGCCUGCUAAACAAGAGCGACUUGCAGCUCCCUGACUUCCUGCGCCUGUCGCCAACGGAGCCUAGUAGCUCCACCCCUAACUCCCGUCACCCCAACAACGGCAGCUUUCCCAGCAGUGCCCGCCGCGGCAAUAAGGCCAACGGCAGUGACAAAGGCGGAGGGGGCACGCACUUGCUCAAUGCGAGCCAUCAGUCCCAGAGCCUGGACUCUGCACUGGGCAACGGCAGUGGGGGAGGGAGGAGAGGUAGAGCCCCCCCCCCAUUCCCAGGCAACAUCUCACCCAUCCACCCGCCACAGGGCAACCAGCGCCACUCGGCUCUGCUGCAGGACUCUCACAGGGGGGAGUCUGUGCAGAUGUUGGAGGAGGACACCUUGUCUGACCUGACUCUAGUGGGAGAAGGGGACAUAAACAGCCCUAGCCUCAACUACGUCACUCCUUCCGCCCUACAGUGCAAACCCCCCUCACACCCUCCACACCAAGCACAGGACACUAGACCCAGCUCAGGCAAGGACAGAGACCGCUGGAAAGGAAGUGGCCGGGAUAGUGGAGAUUAUAAAGUUUACAAUCGAAGAGCUACAUCUUACAAACCCUCUCCUUCCCCUCCACCUGCCCCACCCCCCCGUGCACCUGUCCGCUCCCGCCGCAAGUCAAAGUCCCCCACAUCCAGAUCACAUGCUUCAAAACGGGCCUUGGAUUUGGACAAGAUAGGGAACUUGUCUGAUUCUGAAGACAAACUCAAGCCAUCGCGAAGGGGGUCCCGGGACCUCCGAUGCUACCAGGGGUACUCUGAGCUGGACAGGAAGUGGGAGGGUGUAGCCAUGGAGCUGCGGGGGCGUGGAAGCAGGAUGAGGUCAGCGGUGUACCAGACUUCAGACAUGCCCUCCAUGGUCCAAGCCAAGAGACAUUCAGACCCCAAUGAGGUCAAAGGACAUGUAGACCGUGCAACAUUAAAAGCCACGUUUGUUUAAAGUAGGGUAUGUCUUUCACUGCUGCAGCUGGUUCACUUUCCGCCCUCAGAGGAUACUAUUAGGAAGACAGCACAGAGAUACAACUCAUGUGUGUGGAAUAAGUUUCACAUUCACGCAGUACAGACAAAUGUGUAUGGUGUACCCUGGGAGAAUGAAUGCAGUAUUAAUGUCACAAAAAUUUUUUACUUCAAGGGACAAAUAUCUAAAUACACAGUAAUAAUGCAACUUUGUAAAAUUUUUAUUGUACAUAAUCUAA